Trichobilharzia szidati is the source of this 1433-nucleotide messenger RNA. Lineage: Eukaryota; Metazoa; Platyhelminthes; Trematoda; Strigeidida; Schistosomatidae. The record is from the annotation of a GenBank genome assembly.
GAGUAAAGAAGAGUGCCAGAGAAGACAAAAGAAAGUAUUAUGAAGCCAUGGCCAAUGAAGCAGAACAAGCAGCAGCCAAAGGAGACCUCGCAACACUCUACCAAACAACUAGGUACCUCUCAGGCGAAAAUUCGUCACAAAUUAAGCCAGUGAAGGAUGACAAUGGAAAGUCAAUCACCAAAGAAGUGGAGCAAAGGAAACACUGGGCUGAACACUUCAAAAGACUCCUAAAUCGACCACCACCUACAACGCGCCCAGCAAUACCAACGACGGAGACAGAGCUACCAGUGAACACCAACCCCCCGACGAAAUCAGAAGUCCUGAAGGCAAUCAAGAUGCUGAAAGCUGGAAAAGCAGCAGGACCAGAUGGAAUCCCAGCAGAAGCAUUGAAAAUGGACCCAGAGACAACAGCGGACUUGAUGACGCCACUACUGGAGAAGGUGUGGAAAGAAGGCAAAGUACCUGAAGAUUGGAAGAAAGGAUACUUAUUCAAACUACCAAAGAAAGGAGACUUAAGUCAAUGCAAGAACUGGCGCGGAAUUAUGCUCCUGUCCAUCCCAAGCAAAAUACUAAGCCGCAUCAUCCUGGAGAGAAUCAAACAAGCCAACCUGGAUGAAAAACUUCGACCGGAACAGGCUGGAUUCAGGAGAAACAAGUCAUGUAUUGAUCAGAUCGCCACAUUACGGAUCAUCAUUGAACAAAGCUUGGAAUGGCAGUCACCUCUCUAUCUCAACUUCAUCGACUUUGAAAAGGCCUUUGACAGCGUCGAUCGAGAGGUGAUUUGGAAACUACUUCGCUACUACAGGGUGCCACCGACAAUUAUACAUCUCAUCCAACAGCUAUACGACAAUGCUGUAUGCCAAGUAAUCCACAACGGGAAACUUACGGAACCCUUCGAAGUGAGGACAGGAGUAAGACAAGGCUGCCUACUAUCGCCAAUGAUUUUCCUGAUUGCAGUAGACUGGAUAAUGCGACAAACAGCGGGCAAUGAGGAAACAGGCAUAAAAUGGACUCACACAAAAAACUUGGAGGAUCUGGACUUCGCCGAUGAUAUAUGUCUGAUUUCCCACAAACUGGAAGAUAUGCAAGCGAAAAGCAACAAGUUGGCAGAAGAAGCAUCCAGAAAAGAUAGGACUUCAGGUGAACAUAGAUAAAACAGAGGUGAUGAAGAUUCCUGGGCAACACCACCAACAGCAACAACAACAACAGACAACAAUCAGCAUAAAUGGGAGGAACCUGAAAGAAACAACCUCCUUUACCUACCUACCUGGGAAGCAUCGUUUCAACUACAGGCGGAACUGACGAGGAUAUCAAAGCAAGAAUCGGAAAAGCAAGACAAGCUUUCACUACUCUCAAGUCUGUGUGGAGGUCAACAACACUCAGCAUCAAAAAUAAGAUCCGGAUUUUCAACUCCAAUGUGAAGUCAGUGCUAC